Molecule: messenger RNA, 1358 nt
Organism: Dendrobium catenatum
Lineage: Eukaryota; Viridiplantae; Streptophyta; Magnoliopsida; Asparagales; Orchidaceae
Product: eukaryotic translation initiation factor 2 subunit alpha homolog
Exons: 6
Coding region: 112-1143 (343 amino acids)
Cellular component (GO): multi-eIF complex; eukaryotic 48S preinitiation complex; eukaryotic translation initiation factor 2B complex
Molecular function (GO): ribosome binding; translation initiation factor activity; RNA binding
Source: RefSeq, a predicted model, not a curated record
GAGGCUCUUUCACGAAUCGACGUUACCGUUCCUCAUCCAUAUCGAUCUAUCAGCCGCCAAAAAACCCUAGCGAACUUAACCCUAAAUCCGACGCGGCGUUCUGCGCUCGUCAUGGCGACGACGAACUCGCCGAAUCUUGAGUGUCGGAUGUACGAGGCACGCUUCCCGGAAGUGGAUACAGCGGUAAUGAUUCAGGUAAAGAGCAUCGCUGAGAUGGGUGCCUACGUCUCUUUACUCGAGUACAACAACAUCGAGGGCAUGAUACCCUUUAAUGAGUUAUCUCGCCGCCGCAUCCGCAGCGUCAACUCUCUCAUCCGCGUAGGCCGCCAGGAGCCCGCCAUGGUCGUCCGGGUCGACCGCGAUAAGGGCUACAUCGAUCUCAGCAAGCGCCGAGUCUCCGAGGAGGACGUUCACGCCUGUGAGGAGCGCUACAACAAGAGCAAGUUAGUUCACUCCAUCAUGCGUCACGUCUCCGAAACUGUCGGCAUCGAUCUGGAGGAUCUUUAUAUCCACAUCGGCUGGCCGCUGUACCGCAAAUUCGGUCACGCCUUCGAGGCGUUCAAGUUGAUCGUCUCGGAUCCCGAUUCGGUACUGGAACCGCUCACUAAGGAAGUAAAGGAAAUUGGGUCGGAUGGGCAAGAGGUGACGAAGGUUGAACCCGCUUUGACAGAGGAAUUGAAGGAUGCCCUUGUGAAGAAUAUCAGGAGGAGGAUGACUCCACAGCCGCUAAAGAUACGCGCUGAUAUUGAGAUGAAGUGCUUUCAAUUUGAUGGUGUUCUACACAUAAAGGAGGCUAUGAGGAAGGCAGAAGCAGCAGGAAAUGAUGAUUGUCUUGUUAAAAUUAAGCUUGUCGCUCCUCCUCUGUAUGUGCUUACUACACAAACUUUGGAGAAGGACAAAGGAAUAAGUGUUCUAAACAACGCAAUUAAAGCUUGCACUGAAGCAAUAGAGAACGAGAAGGGUAAACUCAUAGUGAAGGAAGCACCAAGAGCUGUGAGUGAGCGCGAGGAUAAGCUUCUUGCAGAGCAUUUGGCUAAGCUACAAUCUGCCAAUGAGGAGGUUGACGGAGAUGUAGACAGCGAAGAUGAAGAAGAUACUGGAAUGGGUGAGGUAGAUGUUGAAAAUUCUGGCAUUGCUGAGUAAACCAAUAACUUCAAAGUUGCAAAAAAAAAAAAAAGGCUCAUCCGGCAUUGCAGGAGAAUCAAAAGUUGCUUUGUUUUUCUUCCAAAAUUAUGAUAGUCGUUUGUUGUAUAGGAUGUUUUUCUUGGAAUUCUGCUAUUUAUCAUUUCACAACAAUGUGAGAAGCAGUUUUGGUUAGCUGCUAAGUCGUUUAUGAAGUUUAGGCUAUUUAUUCUAUA